AUGGUCGGUCCUGGUCUUUACACUGACAUCGGCAAGAAAGCCAGAGAUCUUCUGUACAAGGAUUACCAGAGCGACCAUAAGUUCACCGUCACUACCUACUCUCCCACCGGAGUGGCUAUCACAUCCUCAGGAACAAAGAAAGGUGAGCUGUUUCUGGCUGAUGUUAACACCCAGUUGAAGAACAAGAAUGUCACAACUGAUAUCAAAGUUGACACCGACUCGAAUCUUUCCACCACUGUUACGGUUGAUCAACCUGCUCCUGGAUUGAAGGCAAUCUUUAGCUUCAAAGUUCCCGACCAGAGGUCUGGAAAGGUGGAACUCCAGUAUUUGCAUGACUAUGCAGGGAUAAGCACCAGCGUUGGGUUGACAGCAAACCCUAUUGUUAACUUUUCUGGUGUCAUAGGAACUAAUCAACUUGCACUUGGUACUGAUCUGUCAUUUGACACCAAGACAGGGAACUUGACUAAAUGCAAUGCUGGAGUGAGCUUCUCCAAUGCAGACCUAAUCGCUGCACUGACCCUGAAUGAUAAAGGUGACAUCCUCAGUGCAUCCUACUAUCACAAUGUCAAUCCCCUUGCUAACACAGCUGUUGGUGCUGAGGUGACCCAUAGAUUUCCUACCAAUGAGAAUACCAUUACUCUUGGCACCCAGCAUGCCCUGGAUCCAUUGACGACUUUAAAGGCACGAGUGAACAAUUUUGGCAAGGCAAGUGCCCUUAUCCAGCAUGAGUGGCGUCCAAAAUCAUUUGUCACUAUUUCAGGAGAGGUAGACACCAAAGCCAUUGAGAAGACCGCCAAGAUUGGGUUGGCUCUUGCUCUCAAGCCAUGA
Molecule: messenger RNA, 828 nt
Organism: Prunus armeniaca (apricot)
Lineage: Eukaryota; Viridiplantae; Streptophyta; Magnoliopsida; Rosales; Rosaceae
Source: the annotation of a GenBank genome assembly